Molecule: messenger RNA, 756 nt
Organism: Triticum turgidum subsp. durum (durum wheat)
Lineage: Eukaryota; Viridiplantae; Streptophyta; Magnoliopsida; Poales; Poaceae
Source: the annotation of a GenBank genome assembly
AUGGGUUGUGGUUAUGUUUUCAUAUCAAUCUUGUUGUGCAUUUUGUUCACUCCUUACUACAUCACUUUGGUCGAAUCAACAGAUGUAGGUGGCAGUUUACAAAUGAAUAAGAAGUAUGCUAUGUGGCGCACUAGACCAGGAGGAUUCUAUGGUCUUCGAGCUGAAAUUAUUAUAUGGGGUUCACCAAAUCAAGAAUACUCUCAAGACUCCGGAGCAUCCAUACAAAUUUAUUGUCAAGAUGGAGGACACUACAACUUAAUUGAAGCCGGGUUUCAUGUAUCCCCUUCUUUGUAUCAUAACAGAGAUGUCCGUUUCUUCACAUAUUGGACGAAGGACUUUAAAUCAGCGAGCUGCUACAACUUGCGGUGCAAAGGAUUUGUUGCUGCAAGUGGAACUGCACUAGUGCCCGGGCAAGCGAUUACUCCUCCAUCAAGUUAUGGAGAGUAUGACCACUACAUUAGGCUUAGUCUUAAUAAGAAAUCCGAAGAUUGGGUGGUGUAUCGUCAUGAUUUGCAAACCCCAUCGUUCUUGGGUUAUUUUCCAGUGGAAUUUUGUUCCGGAACACCACGUAUACAAGCAUUGACUGGAUUUGUCAAUUACUUAAAUAGUACUCGUGGUCCUCCAAUGGGUAGUGGCCACUUUCCUGAUGAGAAGGACGAUGACAAGACAACUGCGUACUUCAGGCAUUUUAAGAACUAUGACUCCAAAGGUCGUGCUUUUGAACCAAUUACAGUUAAUAUGGCCCCCUUUAGUUGA